This is a messenger RNA of Fulmarus glacialis (Northern fulmar), 1726 nucleotides long. Its product is annotated as plexin-A2-like. Gene Ontology annotation, molecular function: semaphorin receptor activity. The record is from RefSeq and is a predicted model, not a curated record. Lineage: Eukaryota; Metazoa; Chordata; Aves; Procellariiformes; Procellariidae. The transcript has 11 exons. Gene Ontology annotation, biological process: regulation of cell migration; negative regulation of cell adhesion; regulation of cell shape. Gene Ontology annotation, cellular component: semaphorin receptor complex. The annotation marks the transcript as partial.
GACUGAGUCGGUGGCUGAGAAGAUGCUGACUAACUGGUUUGCCUUCCUCCUCCACAAGUUCCUCAAGGAAUGUGCUGGAGAGCCGCUCUUCAUGCUCUACUGUGCCAUCAAGCAACAGAUGGAGAAAGGUCCGAUUGAUGCCAUCACAGGAGAAGCCCGUUACUCCCUCAGUGAGGACAAGCUGAUCCGGCAGCAAAUUGAGUACAAGACUCUGAUCCUAAACUGUGUGAACCCGGACAAUGAGAACAGUCCAGAGAUCCCUGUGAAGGUGCUGAACUGCGAUACCAUCACUCAAGUCAAAGAGAAGAUCCUCGAUGCAGUAUACAAAAACGUCCCAUAUUCUCAAAGACCAAGAGCUGUUGACAUGGACUUGGAGUGGCGGCAGGGCCGGAUAGCUCGUGUGGUCCUGCAAGAUGAAGACAUCACCACCAAGAUUGAGGGAGAUUGGAAGCGCUUGAACACCUUGAUGCAUUAUCAGGUAUCAGACCGCUCAGUUGUGGCUCUCGUUCCCAAACAGACCUCCUCCUACAAUAUUCCUGCCUCUGCCAGUAUAUCCCGGACAUCUAUUAGUAGAUAUGACUCCACCUUCCGCUACACCGGCAGCCCCGACAGCCUGCGCUCCCGGGCCCCCAUGAUCACCCCCGACCUGGAGAGCGGUGUCAAGGUCUGGCACUUGGUCAAAAACCACGACCACGGAGACCAGAAGGAAGGAGACCGGGGCAGUAAGAUGGUGUCUGAGAUCUACCUGACCAGGCUAUUAGCUACAAAGGGUACGCUGCAGAAAUUUGUGGACGACUUGUUUGAGACACUGUUCAGCACCGUGCACCGCGGCAGCGCGCUCCCGCUGGCCAUCAAGUAUAUGUUCGAUUUCUUGGACGAGCAGGCAGAUAAGCACGGCAUCCAUGACACAGAUGUGAGGCACACGUGGAAGAGCAAUUGCAUUCCCAGAAGAUUGUGGGUGACCGUAAGCAAAACCCGCAAGUCGGUGUUUGAUAUCCACAAAGGCAGCAUCACGGAUGCCUGCCUCUCUGUUGUGGCUCAGACCUUCAUGGAUUCCUGCUCCACCUCGGAGCACCGCCUGGGCAAGGAUUCCCCCUCCAACAAGCUGCUGUACGCCAAGGACAUCCCCAGCUACAAGAGCUGGGUGGAGAGGUAUUACGCAGACAUUGCCAAGCUCCCCGCCAUCAGCGACCAGGACAUGAACGCCUACCUCGCUGAGCAGUCGCGCCUGCACUCCGCCGAGUUCAACAUGCUGAGCGCGCUCAACGAGAUCUACUCCUACAUCAGCAAGUACAGCGAAGAGCUCAUUGGGGCUUUGGAGCAGGAUGAACAGGCACGUAGGCAGCGUCUGGCAUACAAAGUAGAGCAACUUAUCGGUGCCAUGUCUAUUGAGAGCUGAAGAAAGGUUGCGGUGCUCACGGACGGCAAAGGGCAGAGGAUUGCACGGACUCUCGGGAAUUAAGAGGGAGAACAAGCAAGAAAGGCGCUGGACACAUAUAAAUACCAAGGCUCUUCUGGAGGGAGCAGAGACUGGCCCAAGGACUGACUGUGUUCAAAAUCAUGUAGGAUCCGGUUCAAAAAGGCAGGAAAAGAAAAAGACAGCAUCUCAGUCAAAGUCAAAUCAAGAUGGAUCAUUUUUUCAAGCAUACAUGGAAAGAAGGAACCUGGAAAGUCUGGAUGUCUCCAUGACUGCUGCUUUGCAUGAAAAUUGUUUGAUGUAUAUUAG